GCACUGCACCACUGGUCAAUACCAGGAUUGCUCGUGUUUUCCAUCACUCGUCCGUCUGCAGUGCUCACUAUCUCCUCACCCCUCCUCUCAUCCAUCCCCUCCUCAGCCCCAGCCAUGCGCGCCCUCGCCCCCAUUCACGCGCAGGAAGACGAAGAGCUCACAGAAUACGAGCUAGCCCGCUUGGCCGCCAUAAAGGCCAAUGCCGAGCUCCUCCUCUCCCUCGGACUGGAUCCUGCGCCCACUACGCCUGUCAGGCCGAAGAAGAAGGCGAAAUUGGAGGGGAGCGCUUCUCCUUCUUCUAUCGUGGACCAAGAGAGUAGCGAGUCUGCCUCUUCCGAGGGACAAGCGGUCAAGCAGUCCCUCGGAAGAGGUGUGCGUCCAGGUCGUCGGCGCAUCACCAGGGAGGAGCCAGGCUGGGGCAUCUUCGCCGGUGUCUUCAUCGGCGGUGGGGACGAGGACAAAGAAGGCAGCUCUCUCUUCCCCAUCUCUCCUCCCUCUACCUCUGCGAGAGGAGGGAGGAGUGUGGUACGCCCACUCGCGGCUAGUGAGAGCCCUAGACCUUCUGCCCGCUCCAGCUCGCCUGUGAGGAAGCUGCGCGGGCGAGCCGAAUCUGCGCCCUUUGUACUCUCGGUAGCUCCAGGCCAAGGCCAAGAUAAAGCCGGUGCAGAGGUGGCUCUGAGACGAUCCGCGAGGAAUGAGGAGAGGAGGACCUCUCCCCGAACCUCAACCGCUGCGGGUGAUCUCACCUCUUCAGGGAGCGGCACAAGCGGUACAAGACGCUUCUCGCAAAGGUCUUUUGUCGUGCCCGACUCGAGGAUAGAAACAGAAGCAGCAACCUCCCUGAUCGACGCGGAAGGAGAUUUCACCUUCCAUACGCGUGUCCUCCCACGGCUGAUCACCCCGCCUGCGUCCACCCGUCCCAAGCGCCAGCGCAGACGUACCUCUCCUGGCUCCGGCUCAGGACCAGUAGCCACCACUCUGCCCCUCCUUCAGCUCGGACGCACCCUCUCUACCCGGCUUUACUCUCCCAAGCAAUUCGGUCCCAUUCCGGGCAUCCCUCCAGGGAGCUGGUACCCAACUCGAAUGGCCUGUUCCACCUCUUCCCUCCACGCACCCACCGUCGCCGGAAUCAGCGGCGACUCUUCUCGUGGAGCCUACUCCCUCUGCCUAAGUGGUGGGUACGAAGACGAUGAAGACUUGGGUUGCUCCGUGACCUUUACUGGAUCGGGAGGGAGAGAUUUAAGAGGUACACCUGCAAAGAGGAAGAAUUUGAGAACAGCACCUCAGAGUGCUCAUCAGAAUUUUCAAAACCCAUUGAAUGCGGCAUUGAAGAGAUCUGUGCAGACGCAGAGGCCAGUGAGGGUUUUGAGGGGGUUCAAGGGGAGGAAACCUUAUGCGCCGCCAGAGGGAUAUCUUUACUCUGGCCUGUACGUGGUGGAGAGGUGUUGGACGGAGAGGGGACAGAGUGGGUGGGAUGUUUGUCGAUUUGCGCUGAGGAGGCUGGAGGGUCAGGGGGAAUUGCCUACCUUUAGGAGUGCAGAGGAGGAGUAGGAGUAGGGAGGCGGAGCCGAUGUAGACGAUCAGCUUAUUCCCCUUAUCUUAUAUAUCCCCAUGCAACCA
Microstroma glucosiphilum is the source of this 1620-nucleotide messenger RNA. RefSeq lists its product as hypothetical. Gene Ontology annotation, biological process: protein ubiquitination; negative regulation of gene expression via chromosomal CpG island methylation. The coding region runs from base 115 to 1551 and encodes 478 amino acids. The record is from RefSeq and is a predicted model, not a curated record. The transcript has a single exon. Gene Ontology annotation, molecular function: ubiquitin protein ligase activity. NCBI's taxonomy places the organism in Eukaryota, Fungi, Basidiomycota, Exobasidiomycetes, Microstromatales, Microstromataceae.